UUUGAAGCUUCACGGCGCCCCUUUAUGACGUCAUUUUAGCGUACUAAUAAAUAAGACCUCGCUGUUUGUUUUGCUUGCCCAAGAUGAAAAAAAACAAAGCCAGUGGCGUUGCAUGGGUGAAGCCAGCUGAGCCCUCUUUUCUAAAGAAGUUUAAAAGUGAUGUUGGAUACAAAGAAGGACCUAAUGUUGACACUAAGCGUCAGGUAAUGCCCGUCCUGGAUGAUGACAGUGGGAGCGAUCGAGAAGAGGAGUUACCUCAGGUUGUGGUGCUGAAAAGUGGAGACCUGACUGCAGAGGAGGUGAAGACGAUCAAGAAUGAGAUCCAUGUUUCAGAUGAUGCUGCAAAAGAUGCAGCUCCUCCUGAUGGAAAAAUCGUUUUCAAGAAACCAGCCAAGCGCACCAUUUCCAACAAAUAUCAUGGCAUCACUGCCAGUUCAAGCAAAAAGAAGAAGAAUGAUUGUGUAGAGGAGGAAGAGGUGGUAAAGUCUGGAACGAAAAUAAAAAAUAACAGUCUGUUGUCAUUUGGAGGGGAUGAGGAGGAAGAAGAUGGUUAAAUGUUACCUGUGAAAAGUAAGACUGGCAAAAGGGAUGUCUGUAUACAAAGGUAUUUACUGCCAGAAGAUUAGUUCUUUUUGAUCGGACAGACUUUUACCUUCUCUCAGUACACCUGAAUAUUUUUGCCCAGCUCAGUUAGCUGGGAGCAAAAAAUCUGGUAAACCUGAUCCUAAAUCAUAUAGAAACUUGCUCCCUCCUUUGUUUUCGAAUAAAUCUAAAUAGCUAAACAGAAGCAUGCAUAGAUCAUAUUUGCGCCUUUUCUAUUUCCAAAACAAUGUUGUCAGAUGGCCUAAAUAUUUUUUUUCAUUCAGAUUUUAAAUUAAUUUCUGUUUCGAGCUAUUUAUUUAGCUCUGUAGGCAGCUACACAAUGAAGUCUAUUGUUGGCAGGAGUGCAUAAUAAUAUGCAGUUUGUCACAUUAAAAUUUUUGAAAUUUAGGCUUUUUUUCCGGUAUCUAGUUGCAUAAACUGCAGUUGCAUUAAAUAAAAAAUACCAGGCAGGCAUUUUCAGAAUACAAGCUGAUUAUUUAAUAUUUUGAUAUUUAAACACUUUGUGAUGGAAAUGUAAAUACUUUAUAUUUUCUUAUUCUGUUAGCACAUUCCACGCUGAAAAUUACCCUUAUUCAUGACUUUAUCAUUCUAGUAGAUAAGGGAUUCAACUCAUGCCGUAAGGCCUUCUGCAAAAAUACAACAAAACUAUUGCAUUUGUCAUAUCCUGAAUGCUUUAACAAAGGAGCUGUGUCAAUUUAUAUCUGUAAUCUUGUUAAUGCUGUUGUACAUUUGAGUUUAAGUGCAUUUUGUCAGCUACUGUUGUGAUAUUUGAUAAACAAUGAAAACAUCCUUUUUAAAAGUCCUUUAUUUUUGAAUAAAAUGCGGUCACAUUGCACGUUUUCCUAUUAGGUGUCUGAAGUAACAAUCUCUAUUGAAGGUCCUAAGUAUGUCAUACAUAUGAACACAUUUAGUUUUGCUGUUUGCAGUAUUACAAAUUAAACUCUGUAGCUCACUCUAUUUUAUUGGCACAAUGGUGAUUUAGAUAUGUGCACUGCAUUGAUUGGUUUUGUGAUUCUCUCAUUCCUCAUCUGGUGUAAUCACCAUAUUACAAUCUGAGGAAUGUUUAAUGUAUAGGAAACAUGUUUUUCAAGCACCUGAAAAUACUUGAUACGGGAAAAGCAUCUACAUAUCAGAAAAAGAAAACAAAAACACCAGUAUAAGUUUUUUUUUCUCAACCCCUUUAUUAAAAAAGGCAUAUUUCAUUCUCACACCAGAAUCCAAAUAAGCACAAUUGAUAAAAAAAAGCGUUCAUGGUGAAAAUCCAAAACAAAAUAACAUUUUGAAUUCUGUGACAGGAUGCUGUGGUUCUUUGGUUUUUAUACACCCACUGACUCUACAGCUCUGGAAAAUUACGUUUGUUUUUCUUUCGUGUAAAGGCCUAUACUUUUUGGUCCUAAAGCCACCAAGGUACUAUGUGUUUCUUGUGAAAUCUUGGCUGUUGUGUUUUCAAGACGUGUUUGAUUUAUUCCAAGUUCUACACUGUUAUUUUCAUAGUUAUGGGAAUGAUGCCUAUUGAUUCUGAUAGUGUGUCCUUAAAAGUAAUUCUUUUUUGUAAGAAAUAACAAAAGUAGUUAGCUCAAUAGAGAAGCUGUAAACAAACCAGUUGAAACCCGUUCUGAUGGUUUUACAGUUAUAUUUUAGAAAAUAUACGUUCCAUUGCAUUUGUAGAUUUCUAAAAACCGGAAGACGGCAACACUGCAACAAUCUAUCACUGUAGAGAACAGAAAGAAUAUGAGAACAAAAAAGAUGUCUUUAUGUAAGCUGAUAAUAAUAUUAAGCUGGAAGCUGAGUUCCCUCUAAAAUGUUUGCUAUUAUUUGGCAGUAGACCAUUCUUGUCAAAUUUAGAGGUUUGUUCACAACAUAUCUCAUCUUGUGUCUCCCUGCUUGAGUUCUUUUUAACUGCAUCAAUGUGUGAUAACAGAUAUGUAGCCAAAGAAUUGUAGGUUAUAUCAGACUGAAGUUAGAUGAAGUACAUUGAUCUUGACACUGAAAGAGUGGCUUCAUUUGAGACCUAGUAGUGGUUGAUUUUCUAAAUCUGUAUAAAUAACACAACGUAAAGAGCAAGUGUCAUUCCAUGUCACUUCUCAAGAACAAAAAGAAAACUCAGUGUUUGUGUAUUACCAUGGUGAAACUUAAAUAUAAAUCAGAUCCAGUCUGUUUUCCCCAUUCACACUGAAUUUGCAAUAAUGCCUAAACAUAACUUUCAAAAGACGUGUAUAGUGACUGUAUUUUGCAGUCAACCAACACAACAGUAACAACCAACACAAACGAAACGUUUGUUUUGCUUUGUGUUAAUAUAAACUGUAAGAGAGGUGUCUGUCAUGUUCAACACUUAAUUGUAAUAGGUGUCAUUGUUUAUUGGUCUGAACCCCGGCCUAAAGUGUUCCACAUUUUGAUGAUGUGGCUUUUGCCAUCAGCAUCUUGUUUGAAGAGUUGCCAUGGUAGCAGAAAUAAAGUUGUAAAAUCAAGCUUCCGUGCCCUGUGGAAAAUGGCUUUUCCUGGUAUUUUGCUUUGCCCAUACCUGGGUAAAUUUAUACAGUGUACAUGUGUCUUCGUUGCACAUCAUCUUUACACAUCUGAAUUAUGCUUUUUCUUAAAUAUCUGAAUUAUGCUAUUUUAAAAAAUGCCUUAAUUUCAUUUAACUUCUCGUAAAUAAACUAUAAGGCUGAAGUUCCAAGGAAACAGCACUUUAGCCCAUCAUGGCACAGGAUGUUUUAUUGAUGGUCUUUUACUUUAUUCUUCAGUUUUGUAAAGCUUUUAAAGGUACUGUUUAAACUAAAAAAGAAAAUCUCUGUGAAACAUCUAUCUGUGUCUGAAAAACAAAUAAAGAAACAAGACAAAUAUGUG
Molecule: messenger RNA, 3450 nt
Organism: Menidia menidia (Atlantic silverside)
Lineage: Eukaryota; Metazoa; Chordata; Actinopteri; Atheriniformes; Atherinopsidae
Source: the annotation of a GenBank genome assembly